This is a messenger RNA of Emys orbicularis (European pond turtle), 1431 nucleotides long. It is a transcript of the gene SUFU, whose product is annotated as SUFU negative regulator of hedgehog signaling. Gene Ontology annotation, cellular component: cytoplasm; nucleus. The coding region runs from base 1 to 1431 and encodes 476 amino acids. Lineage: Eukaryota; Metazoa; Chordata; Testudines; Emydidae. Gene Ontology annotation, molecular function: transcription factor binding. The record is from RefSeq and is a predicted model, not a curated record. The transcript has 12 exons.
AUGGAGGGCGCGCGGCCUGGCGGGGCCCCCCCCGGGGCCGGGCCCGGCUCCUUCCCCGCGCUCUUCCCCCCGGGGCUGCACGGCAUCUACGGCGAGUGCCGCCGCCUCUACCCCGAGCAGCCCAACCCGCUGCAGGUCACCGCCAUCCUCAAGUACUGGUUGGGGGGACCAGAUCCUCUGGACUACGUUAGCAUGUACAGGAACUUGGGAAACCCAGCAUUGAAUGUUCCUGAGCACUGGCAUUAUGUCAGCUUUGGGUUAAGUGACUUGUAUGGAGACAACAGAGUUCACGAAUUUACAGGAACGGAUGGGCCAAGUGGUUUUGGAUUCGAGUUGACGUUUCGACUAAAGAGAGAAACAGGGGAGUCAGCGCCACCUACAUGGCCGGCAGAGUUAAUGCAAGGCUUAGCCAGAUACGUCUUCCAGUCAGAAAAUACCUUCUGUAGUGGCGACCAUGUAUCAUGGCACAGUCCUUUGGACAACAGUGAAUCCAGAAUCCAGCAUAUGUUGCUGACUGAAGAUCCUCAAAUGCAACCAGUACAGACCCCUUUUGGGGUUGUUAAUUUCCUACAGAUCGUUGGGGUUUGCACUGAGGAGCUGCAUGCAGCACAACAGUGGAACGGACAGGGGAUCUUGGAGUUGCUUCGGACUGUGCCCGUUGCUGGAGGCCUGUGGCUGAUAACAGAUAUGCGAAGAGGAGAGACCAUAUUUGAGAUUGAUCCGCAUCUGCAAGAGAGAGUCGAUAAAGGAAUUGAGACAGAUGGCUCGAACCUGAGUGGAGUGAGCGCCAAAUGUGCCUGGGAUGAUCUGAGCCGGCCCCCAGAGGAUGACGAAGAUAGUAGAAGCAUUUGCAUUGGAACGCAGCCACGACGGCUGUCUGGGAAAGAUACAGAGCAAAUCAGGGAGACUUUGCGGAGAGGGCUUGAGAUUAACAGCAAACCUGUUCUACCUCCAAUAAACGCACAAAGACAGAAUGGGUUGAACUAUGAUCGAGCACCAAGCCGUAAGGAUAGUUUAGAGAGUGAGAGCUCAGCAGCUAUCAUUCCUCACGAGCUAAUCCGCACAAGACAGCUUGAGAGCGUGCACCUGAAAUUCAACCAGGAGUCUGGAGCACUGAUUCCACUUUGUCUAAGGGGCAGGCUGUUACAUGGACGGCACUUUACAUAUAAAAGUAUUACAGGGGAUACAGCAAUCACAUUUGUAUCGACAGGAGUAGAAGGAGCCUUUGCUACAGAGGAGCAUCCUUAUGCAGCACAUGGGCCUUGGUUACAAAUCCUGUUGACUGAAGAGUUCGUAGAAAGAAUGCUGGAAGACUUAGAAGAUCUGACUUCUCCAGAGGAAUUUAAACUUCCAAAAGAGUACAGCUGGCCUGAAAAGAAACUGAAAGUCUCCAUCUUACCAGAUGCUGUGUUUGACAACCCUCUGCAUUAG